Cuscuta campestris is the source of this 3572-nucleotide messenger RNA. Lineage: Eukaryota; Viridiplantae; Streptophyta; Magnoliopsida; Solanales; Convolvulaceae. The record is from the annotation of a GenBank genome assembly.
GAGAAAUCAGGGAUGAGGGUGUGUCACGAUGGUUAGCGUUUAACAGAUUGCCAUGGAAAGACCUUUAUGCCCUGGCGAUGAGUUUAUGCCAUGGGAACUCUUCCUUUUCUGAGAAGAAGAAUGACCGGUCCCCUUCCCUUUGGCCUUGACAUCUUUCUUGGGAUAAGGGACCUGGUCACUUUCAAAGAGAUGGGUGGCUGGAGGAGAGUUCGGUUUUUGGCUCUGUUCAUGGGUAGGGCUACACCGGGCACUUGUGGCCCCAUCCAUUUCAGGGAAGUAAGGAGGAGAAGGAGGCUUGGAGAGAGGAGACCGGUUGGAGUUGAGGACUUGGACAUCAUCGUCAUCAUCCUCAAUGAUGGUGGUCAUCCUGUUGAAGUUCAUGCUACGAGUGAAAGCACUCCUGCCAUCCCAUUGAUGAUGUCGAGCAUGGGGACGACCUUUGCUCCGAUCACCAAUGUAGGAUCGAUUGGCAUGAUCCCAAUCAUGUCAACCCCUACUCCUACGCCGACGACAACAAUGUUCCCAGGCUCGACAACAACGCCAAGUGGAGCAUUCACACCAUACCCGUCAGCUUGGGCUCAGUUUGCUGCUGACCCGGCAAAUGCUCAGGCUCUACAGGGCUAUCAACAAGUGGUGGCUAUGAUGCAACAGGCAGGGGGCUUCGUGCCAUUCGCCUAUCCCGGCAUGACGCCACCAAUUAUGCCACCUCCGGUGUUGACCCCGUCAACAUUUGUCCCUAGGAUGGUCCCUAUACAUCCGGUGAAUCUGACGGGGACCAUGAAUGAAGCAGCACCCUCAAAUGUCCAUGAGGUCGAUGAGGCAGAGCAAGAGUCUGCCAAGCUACGUCUUGGUCCUGAGAUGGGCCGGACUAGCGCAAUGGAAAGACUUGGCGGGAGUCGUCACGCCCAAUCCCAUCGUUCUAGGGAAUCUGAGACGAUUCACCAAGACGAGGAGGAAGCAGAAAGCCAGCCAAGGGCGUCGGCAUAUACCAGGCUCUCAUACGAUGAGGAUGAUCUGGACAAGAUAGGAAGCGUAGCAAGAAAGCUACGUGCCCUGGAAGAAAAGGUGGACGAGAAGGCAGGGACAAAGAAGCACACCCUGGCCAAAUCACCCUUUUCGGCCAGGGUACAUGCACAAAAAUUGAGGCGUAAGGUCAAGCUGGACGUGGAAAAAUUCACUGGAAAGGAGGAUCCAAAUAUCCACCUUGACACCUUCCACAAUGCAGCACAGAUGGCCGGGUGCACUGAUGCUGAGGAGUGUUUGCUCUUCUUCUCAUCCUUGAGAGGGAGACCAGUGGAAUGGUUUAACGGCCUUCCCCAUGGAAAGAUUGGGUCCUUUGAGAAACUUGCUGAAGUUUUCCGCAAGAAGUACCAGGACAACUGCAUCAAGAGAAAGAAGUUUACCUACCUUAACACGGUAGGGCAGAGGGAGAAAGAGACCUUGACUCAAUUCUUAACCCGCUGGAGGGACGAGGUUGACAAGGUAGAAGAGAUGGACGACAAGACGGCCAUGUCUUUGCUAAUGAAUGCCUUCCGGUCGGGUGACCUCUACACCGAGUUCUGUAGGAGGCCACCCUCCUCUUAUCAGGAAGCCUACAAUACGGCAUGGGAAUAUGCCGAGGCAGAAGUGCUAAACAAGAAGAAACGGGAGCUGGAGGAAGGCUACACAAAGCCGAAGUCUGACAAGCUAAAGAAGGACGACCAGGUGGGAGGGUCCAAACUGAAGGCUACGUAUGACGGGUCUGUCCAUCAAAUAAGGGAUGAUAAGAAGGGAGAACAACCCAAGAGGCCUUGGACGGAGAAGUGGUGUACCUACCACCAAUCUGACUCCCACAACACGGCGGAUUGCCGAAAUGUCAAGGCUGUGCUCAAGGAGAUGGCCUUGAGAGGAGAGCUUGGGGAAGGUUACGCGACGGGUAAUAAGGACCCGAAAGCGAACACCUGGACCCGUCAUCAGGGAAAAGACCAGGGAAGGAGAAAAUCCGGGAAGGAUAACAACAAUCCGGAUAAAGAAUUUAUACAGAUGAUUGUCGGCGGCCCGGAAGGCGGGGAUACUGCCUCCCAGCGGAAGAACUGGGCCAGAAGCUUGCACGUGGCGGUGAUUUCCCUGGAGUCACACGGGAAGCAGGCAAGGAGGGAACCUAUCACUUUCACUGAUAGGGAUCUGCCUAGGACGGGGGGAGAUCAUAAUGACCCUUUGGUCAUUACCAUGGACAUCAACGGGGCUGAUGUGGCUAGGGUCCUGGUUGACACAGGAAGCAGUGUCAAUGUCCUAUACUUGGAUGCUUUCAAGAAAUUGAAGCUGGACAGGUCCAUGUUGAGACCGUUGCAAACUCCAUUGUCAGGCUUCACUGGAGCUAGCAUAGAAGCGGAAGGUCAGAUCACCUUACCAGUUACCUUGGGGUCGGGUAACAAAAUAGUAACCAAGCAAAUGAGAUUUGUUGUGGUUGAUAUCAAGUGUGUACAUAACGCCAUUCUUGCUAGACCUGGGAUCAACCAGGUCAGGGCCAUCAUUUCUAUGGCACACUUGUGCAUGAAAUUCUACACUCCCAAUGGGAUCGGGGAGGAAAGGGGUGAUCAAAAGAACGCCCGGUCCUGCUACCUGGAAGCAGUGAAGAAGAUGACCCGCCAGUUCGAACAAAUUAAAUUGGUCUCCCAGCAGGUAGAUAAGGGUGAUGAGAAGGCUAGGAUCGAGCCGGAUGCAAACACGGAGGAGAUCCAGAUUGAUGCCUCCAAUCCUGAAAGGAAGGUCAAAAUUGGGGCUGACCUUCAGGAAGAGCUAAGGACUGAGAUUGUCCAGGUCUUGACCAGAUAUAAAUCAUUAUUUGCCUGGAGUGUUGCUGAUAUGCCCGAGAUUGACCGGUCAGUCAUUUGCCAUCGUCUCUCUGUUCUUGAGGGGUCUAGGCCUGUGAGACAGAAGAAGAGAUUUUUGGCAAGAACAAAUUGGCUAGAGGAGUUGCCACAUAUCAUCUGGGCUUACCGAGUCACUUCGAGAAGGGCCACCGGGGAGACACCAUUCGUCCUUACAUAUGGAUGUGAGGCCAGACUACCGAUUGAAGCUAAAGUAAUGACCUUCCGGGAAAAGAUCUAUGAGGAGAAAGGGAAUGAGGAGGACCAUUUGGCAGAGUUGAACUUGUUGGAGGAAAGGCGGAUGGUUGCUGAGGCUAAAAUGAUAGAGUACCAGCAAGCGGCCAAGACCUACCAUGAUAACAAGGUAGGGCCUCGUUAUUUCCAAGUCGGUGAUGAGGUCUUGAGACGAAGGGAGGCCAGCAAACCGAGUGAUUGUGGAAAGCUUGCGAAGAAAUGGGAAGGCCCAUAUAGGGUCAAGGCAAUAUUAGGCCCUGGGACAUACAAGUUAGAAACAACGGAAGGUCGAGAGUUGGAAAGGUGCUGGAAUUCCCACCACCUUAGAAAAUUCUACCGAUAGACCAAAUUGGCAGGGCAUGUAUCUGUAAUACCCCUUCGAUGAUGAAUAAGAGAUUUCUUCAAUACUUGUGUUGCUGGGUCAGUAAUGCUAAAGUAAUGUCUUGACGUAAGAGGCAAAGUCAAAAAAAAGAAAAACCCUUGAGAUAG